AUGAGUGCAGUAAGUGAAGGUGUGUUAAUCGUUGCUGCUCUUCUGAGACAAGAAAUAUUGAGAAAUCGUCGUAAAAAGAGGUGUUGGAUCAAAAAAUGGAUAGAAAGAAGAGGAGUUCUUGGAGCGUCUAACAAUCUUUGUGUAGAAUUACAAAUAGAAAAUGAAGAUGACUUUAAGAACAUGUUUCGUGUCAACAGAACCCAGUUUUAUUAUUUAUUAGAUAAAAUUGGUUCUUCUAUACAAAGGCAAAAUACAACAAUGCGUAAUGAUAUUCCUGCUCGAACAAAACUAGAAAUAGCAUUAAAAUAUUUGGCAACUGGAGAUUCGUUUGGUACACUGUCACAAUUAUUUAGAGUACCUAGGUGUACUAUAAGUACAUUCUUGGUCGAAGUUCUUGAAGCUAUUUACUCUGUAUUAGAAGAUUUUAUAAAGGUGCCAAGAUCUGAAGAGGAAUGGAAUCAAAUAAUAAGGGGCUUUUUUAUAAGAUGGAAUUUUCCCAACUGCUUUGGUGCCAUUGAUGGAAAACAUAUAAACGUAAAAUAUCCCCCUGGCACAGAAUCAGACUUUUUUAAUUAUAAAAGUACAUAUAGUAUUGUGUUACUAGCUUGUGUUGAUCACGACUAUUGUUUCACAUACAUUGACGUGGGAGCAAAAGGUAGAAACUCUGAUGGUGGAAUAUUUAAUAAUUGUACUUUAAAGAAGGCUAUUGAAGAGAAUACCAUAAAUUUGCCAAGUAAUGCAGUACUUGUCGGAGAUGAAGCGUUUCCUUUAAAACCUUAUUUGAUGAAACCAUAUCCUCGCCGUAACGAUUUAAGUAGAGAACAAAAAAUCUAUAACUACAGAUUGUGUAGAUGUAGGAGAAUCGUUGAAAAUGCUUUCGGAGUUUUAACAUCCCGAUUUCGAAUUUUCGAAAAGCCAAUCACUACAAGUAUAGACAAGGUAGAUGUCAUAGUGAAAACAUCAUGUGCUUUACACAACUGGCUUAGGAAAACUUCACCUGCGUCUUACACCCCACCAGGUUUUAUAGACGAAGAAUGUCAAAGAAGUGGUCUUCGUCUUGGUCCUUGGAGAACAAAUGCUUCAGGCGGAGCUUUUGAAAAUAUAACAUCACAGAACAACAGGAAUAGUACAAGGGAAGCUAUAAGAAUCCGUGAUAAUUAUUGUCAUUACUUUAACAAUGAUGGUGCUGUACCUUGGCAAGACAGUGCCAUUUUUUAA
Parnassius mnemosyne (clouded apollo) is the source of this 1218-nucleotide messenger RNA. The record is from the annotation of a GenBank genome assembly. NCBI's taxonomy places the organism in Eukaryota, Metazoa, Arthropoda, Insecta, Lepidoptera, Papilionidae.